AUGGUUCAAAAACGAAUAUCAGUUACUGGCUAUCAGUCAUUCGGCCCUUAUGACCUGAAUCCGGCCGAGGUUGUUGUGAAUAACUUGAAGAAAUACCAAUUUUCUUCCGAUUUGGAUGUAGAAUUUGCUGCAAUCCCAGUGUCGUAUGAAGCAGCUGAUUUCUGCAGUCGAGAUCUUUGUGGAAAGGGCAAAUCCGACGUGAGUUUUUGUUGUUCAUCUAGUUUUUUUCUGAUUUUAGCAUCAAAUGUUGGGAUAAUGGACUAGUGCAAUAUAAAGUGGAAUAGCUUGUUAAGUUAUUUUUGCAAAAUGAAGAACACGACUAAUUGCUUUAGUUAUGGUUUCCUGACCAAACGGUCCUUGUUCUUUAUGAUUUUAUAUUAUUUAUGACAGUUAGUACCUAAAUUUUUUUAAAAUAUAUAAUUUUUCGGGUAUAGCUGAAGAUUGAAGGCUGGGUCGAUUAUUAUAGGAUUUGAGGGUAGCAAUAAUGCGUUUUCUUCAUUUGGAAUAUUUUUUUCAGUUCGUAGUUCAUGUUGGAGUUCAUCCCAAAAAAGAGACGAUAUGUUUGGAAAAACAAGCCAGAGCUUCUGGAUAUUGCUCGAUGGAUGUUGACGGUAAAUUUUCUUUCCCUUUUUGUUAGUUUGCUUUUAGGAGAAAUCCCGCUGAACAAUCGCCCAUUAGUUUGUUGUUGCACUACACCAGAGGUCGUGAGGUCAAAUUUGGAUACCGAAGAAGUGAUAGGAUCCCUUAAGAAUGUUCCUGAAGGGCUAACAGUCAAGACAAGUCAUGAUCCUGGAAGGUGAGAAAUUCUUUGCCUAUGGUAUCACUAAAAUUUCCAAAAUGUAGUCAUUUUUAUCAAUUGAUGUUGUAAAUGAGCUCAGGAUCUGAUAUUUUUUGGCUAAAUAUUAACAUUAAUUAAAUUUAUUUGUUUUAGGUACCUUUGCAGUUACAUUUUCUACUCAUCGUUGGUGAAUAACCAUGGAAAUGCCCUUUUUAUUCAUAUCCCAGACUUCAGCGAAACCGCAACCGUCGAAGUGGUGUCAGAUAUAGUGGCCCAAGUCAUAGAAUUUAUCGGGAAAACUUUGUGA
This is a messenger RNA of Bursaphelenchus xylophilus (pine wood nematode), 1085 nucleotides long. NCBI's taxonomy places the organism in Eukaryota, Metazoa, Nematoda, Chromadorea, Rhabditida, Aphelenchoididae. The record is from the annotation of a GenBank genome assembly.